AUUAGCGACGAAUAAAGAUAAAGAGUAAGGGCUAAAAUAUAUGUUACAGUUACAUUAAGGUUACAGGAUAUCGGAUUUCUUUAUUUUUUAAGUAAGAAAUAUGAACUAAUUUUUAAUUGGGGAUGUGCUACUGUGGCUACAAUUGAAAAUGUAUUCAUUUAAUGUGGCAUAAAUCACUGAAUAAAUUGGUUUUAUGCGUGACUUUGUAGUUGUUUUGAUGCACAGCUGACAUCCAAAUAACAAAAUAUAAACAAAUAUGGCGACUAGUGCUUACAGUCUUGAGGCAAGCGGAGGGAAAGAUGAAAAUCUUGAAAGAAUGUUCAAAAAUUUCACAUUUAAGUGCUUACAAGUGAUUGUUCAGUCUCGAUUAGAAAACAAGAUUAAACGGACGAAUAAAGAGACAUCAUCUGCUGAUUAUGUAAGUUUAUUUAGGCUAUUUAAUAUUUAUUAGUUUAGAUUUAGAAAAUAUAAAAUUAUGAAUUUAAUUAAUGAUUAUGAUUUUCAUGUCAGUUAAUUCAGCUGUCUGAGAAUAGAUAUUCACUUAAAAACUAAGAGUAAAUUCAUCUUAGUAAUAUCCCUUAGUUUGUGGAAAGCACUUUACAGCCCACUACUACUAUUAGUCAACUAGACUUACUCAGUAAAUGAAAAUGAAAAUGUAUCCACCACCAACCAAAGACAUAAUUCACUUCAAACCAUCAUAAUAUUAAUAAAUUCCUGUUCACACGAAACAUCAAUAAUUUAGUAAUUGGGUAUAAUUAACCAUAUAAGACCUAAUUUAUUGCAACAAUUUUGACUUUAUAUAAUAAUAAUAAUAAAGUUCAUUUCAAAAACACGCUUCAUCCCCAAAGGCUCGAAGCGCGGUACAAAGUCAACAAAAAACAAAUCUAUAAUUUACCACAUUUAAAACAAACGCAACACUACAAAAACUAAUUACAAGCAUACAAUGGCAAAGUCUUUCUAGCCAUUUCAACCAUAAGCAACACAGCAAUUAUGCAUUAACUGGAAAAUAAGGUAGGCAAUCAUCCCAGAAGGUGUUUGCGAAAUAGAUGUGUCUUUAAAUCGGUUUUAAAGGACUCCUGUGUCUGGUUGUUUCUGAGAUCGACAGGUAGAGCGUUCCAAAUUGUUGGACCAGCAAAUGCGAAAGUGCGCUUUCCGUAAGUCUCAAGGCAAACACGUGGUGUCGAGAGUUUGCCACUAUCGGAUGAGGGGAGCUCUCUAGUGGGUACAUAAGGCGUCAGCAGCUCUUUCAGAUAGGAUGGAUUUAAUCUGCCGUCAUAUAAUAAUUUAGCCAAUUAAUUUUAACAACUCAUCCCCUGGCUCAUUCAGAUAGCCAACUGCAGAACCCUUUCAGUUAUAGUUAUAGAUAUAAUGAAUAAAACACUAUUUUGGAGAAAAAGAAAAAAUCCCCCCACCACCCCAUUUUUUCACUGUUUGUAAAAAUUUUUCAUAAAAAAUUUUUUCCCUUUGCCCCCCCCCCCCCCUUUUUUUUUCCCCAUCCCCACAUCGUUUUAUAAGCCUGUUGUCAUUUUUGAAUGUAUCGGGUUCCCUCUGAUUUUCAAAGUUUAGCUUAUGCGUUAUUUUUUAAAAUAUAUUUUUUCAACAGUUCUGCAUCACUAUCCCUGAUAAUCAAACAAUAGAGGAGCAAAUCAGAAAAGUUUUGGAUGGUGUACGGUCUUUUCCUGUGAAAGAGCAAAGUGUAUGUGUAGAGAUUCCCCUUGUGACCAAUGAUGGAGAUCACAUGUUUUUGGAGACAUGGGACAUAAGUUUUAACCUGAGUAGUUUGGACACGACUGCUAACAAGUUGCAACAUGUCUUCACUCGAAUGUGUACGUUAUAUAUAAUGAUUCGUAAUAUUCUUGAAUAUUAAGUUCUAUAUUGAUUUGUUUAUUUCUGGAUCUGUUAAAGUGUGUUUCAUUACAGCACAAUGUUUUAAAGCAGCAAAACAAAUUUUUAAUUCUUCCUUUUAUAGGUGUGACAUUAAAGUCUUUACUUUGUGCUACACGUGCAAUGCCUGCUUUCAAGUUAGCUAGAAAUCAGGGUGAAAAAGGUGGAGGAUAUAAGCUCAACUACAGAUUUUACUUGGGCAAACCACAGGUUUUGUUCCAUUUUGUUUUAUUUUAAUGUAGAUUUAACAUUAGACACAUUACAAUCUUAGACAGUCAGCAUUAAUUUUUACCUAUCUUUGACACGGCUGUGAGAAAAUAAUGUGUUUAAGAAUGGUUUGAACUAGAAAGUUUAACAACCAAUGUUGCUAAGCCAAUAGACAAUUUUAACUUCUAAAACAUUUUCUCCCAAUUUCAGACUCACUAUUUAGGUGAAGGUUUCCGCACAGUUAAGGCUGGUGCGGUGCCAACAGCUCAGGGCCUUCUUGCAAUCAAUGCAUCAUUCCGCACUAAACUUCUCCUCUCCCCGGAAAUGUCUGCUUCUGCCAGGAUAGCCAUUGAGAUGACUGAUGACUACUUUGUCAAUGACUCCAGAGCUGCAUCUGCACCCCCGACUCUCUCUGACCCUCAGCCAUGUUCACCUUCACAGAGAAGGUUAGACUUGAUUUAAUUUUUCACCUUUAUAUAGGGAAUGAGUUUAUGGAUAGCUUUCAUUCAAUUUAUUCCAGUUAAUAACACAAGAAAGUGAAACUUAAUAAGUUUUGUUAAUUUUAAUCAUGAUCUCAUUUACAGCCAAUAUUUGACAAUGUGAAAAUUAUAACUUUAUUUGCUAUAAUUAUUAUUUUUAAAUUUAUAUUGAAAGCACUUAAAAUGAUUUGCUUUUUGAAUUUGUAAUAUGCUGAUUCAUGAGUGUCAAAUCUGUCUUUUUCACAAAAUGAACAAAAAAGUUAAGUUCUCAUUGAUUUGUCUUUUUUUUUUUACCAGCCCUGUAACUAGGUCAGAAAGUCCAUACUAUUUUGCUGUCUCCCCUGGCUCACUGGAGAAAGAAAAUUGUGAACUCAGGGCUAGGCUAGUCUCUGAAUCCACCCCUUGGUGUCAGACAAGGUAAGUUUGUCGUACAAAAGAAAUAUGUUAGGUUAUAAACAAUUAUGAUCAAUUGAGCACAGAUUUAGGAUGCAUAGUUUAUACAGGUAUAAAAUAACAUUUGGAAUAGCUGAUCUCAUAAUUCAUAAUGAGCUUGGAUUUCUAGAGAAUGUAAUUUUAAAAAAUUCUUUGUCAAAUAUAAUCUUUACUUUCACUAUUUUUUUUUUUUUUCAAUAUUUUUUUUUUCCAAUUCAUUAAUUUUAACAUUCAAUUAUAAAUACUGACUUAAAGAAGGGUAAUUAAAUAAAAAUUUGGUCAAUUCAUAAUUCAUAAUGAGCUUGGAUUUCUAGAGAAUGUAAUUUUAAAAAAUUCUUUGUCAAAUAUAAUCUUUACUUUCACUAUUUUUUUUUUUUUUCAAUAUUUUUUUUUUCCAAUUCAUUAAUUGUAACAUUCAAUUAUAAAUACUGACUUAAAGAAGGGUAAUUCAAUAAAAAUUUGGUCAAGUGUUUUAACAUUUUCUCGUUAUAUUUUCAGCAUUUUAAAUUUAGAAGAGCUACCUGAGCCUAUUGUGGGGGCCUUUUCUGUCCAAAAGCCUGGCCACCGCAAAGUGUUUGAUCACAAAAUACCAUUUGAAGGCUUGAUGAAGAGGAGCAUGAUAGCCCGACAAGAGCAGCAAAAGGCAGCACAGGCCAGGAUGUCUUCAGAAGAAGGAGACAGUGAUGUUGAUGGGAAUGCAAGAUGUAAAAAGGACACAAAAGCUAAAAAUAAGGAAAAUGAAAACAAAAACAUUCCUUCUUCAGUUUUGGAUGGACACAGUGGACAGAAAAUGUCUUUAGAAGAAGAAUUUGUAAUGGUUGAUGUGAGUUAUAUUUUUUUAAUUACAGCUAUAUCUGGAUAAUCUACUGUGGAGAAGUUAAAGUUAUUAACUGUUAUUGGAAUGGUGGUUAGGGCACAUGACUUCUAAAUUCAUCAAUUUUCUUAUUUGUAACUGAAUAGGAAAAGGAUAAACCUAAAUGAGUAAUUUAGAGGGUGAUGGCAUUUGAUAAUAUAUAUGUAUAUAUAUACCAAUAUAAUAUAUAUAUAUAAAUGCAAGGUAUUGCCUCACCACCCUCCACUCCGUACCCACUCCCAAAUUGAACCCACCUCUCCCACAAUUCUUUCCCUUCACGUUUCUCCACCAACUCCUAAGACCUUACAUUUAAACCUUCUUCUCCUAGACAACAUCUUCACCAGCAUAUAUCCCGUUCUCCGUCUGUGCUCUCACCUUUAAAAACAAGUGGCUUCUCCCCACCACCCUUACCCCAUCCCACCAAAAGACCCACUUAUUAAUACAUUUUUUUUUUAAUUUGGAGAUAUUGAAAUGAAGAAAAAUAAGAUGACUCAUUCAAAAUCUGUUACUUUGGGGCACCUGUACAUUACUGUCUACUGAAUGCCAAUAUAUUGCCAGAUCUUUGCUUAACGAUAUUUAAAAGCUUUUUUAAAAUAUCACAGAAUUUGAGUAACGGUAAUGAUGUAUUGAGAUUAGAAAUAAAACUGUAAUUGGUAAAAUAAUUAUUACUUAAAUUAUUUUUAAAAACUUUGGUAAUUCACUCUAUUAAUACCGUAAAUAUUUUAAAGAAAUUUUUAAUUCUUUGCUAUUAUAAUGCAUAGUCUAAUAUAAAUGCGAAAAUCUUUAAAUUUAUUUUUAAUUAUAAUUUUAUCACAGAAACCUCCCUUUGCUGCUGAUAAUGAUCCAAGAGAUGUAAAAGCAUUUCUUGACGUCUUCUUCCGUGCUCCCAAGACAUAUGAGGCCCAUGAAUGUAAAAUCUCAGUGGAGGAUUACCUGAACGAUGUGGAGGCUUUGGUUUCAAGGCUGGAAGAAGAUAUGCCAGUACUGGAUGACUUCUGUCAGUCUGUCAUACUCAACAGUCAAGAGGAGAAUGAUGAGAAUCCAUUGUUUAGUUGAUAUUUGCUGUGACUUAUGGGAUCAAAAGGAUGGUUGAAUUGUUUGAAGCUUUAGUGCAUGAUUUGAGUGACUGAGUUAGUGUGAGGGCAUUCAUGAUUCAGGUGCUAAUAGCACCAGAAAGUUCUAGUAUUAGUAGAGAACCUUAACAAGUUGUUCAGUGACAUCACCUGCCGAACAUUGAACCUGCUUGUAGGAACCAUUUGUACUGAAUCAUUAAAUUCAGAAUUGGAUAGUUUAAAAAAAAAAAAAUCAGUAUUAAAUAUCUUAUUUAAUUUUCCAACAAAUACAAACUUUUGGCUCCUUGGCUCACAGGUUGUGGACCUCUAAGUCUAAACUAAUGUUGGGAAACAGAACAUAAACCACCAGAGUUUUCAUUACAAAAUUAUGUGUAUCUGUCAUGUUGUGUACCACUGCCCCACACAAAGGUAGAAAAUUAUUCAAUAAAUUUGAAAGAAAAUGUACGUCUGUAUUAUUGAAAUAAAAUAAUUUUUUUAAUGUAAGCAGGGUAUACUAUAAAUGUAUCCUCUAAUUCUUGUUCAGUGGAUGAACUGUAUUAUACAACUAUGUGUAUAAAUAAUUAUUAGCAAGAGCAGGAUUUUUCAAAAGGCAUUUAAUUUGGAUAAGAAGGGGAAAGUCUUUUAGACCCAUUCAAGAUGUUGCAAGGUCAAACAUGGCCUUAACCCAGUACUCGCAGCAUGUAGGAUGUUGAUCAGAGAGGUUUGCCAUUGCUGACAUCACAUAAAAAUACAUCUUAGGUCAUUGUUAAUGAAGAAGUGGUGCAGAGUCAACAUUGAUAACUCUAAUAAAUCUAUCAUAUGUUUAAGGGGUUUAGAAAUGAGCUAUAGUUGCAAUACUAGAAAUUUCCAAUAUGUCUCCUUCUUGUCACACAGACAUAGAAAGAUGAGGUGACAGAGCUAGAUAAUAGAAUUAGAUCCCUCAGCACCUGGAUUGUUUUGAGGCGCGAUACUGGAUUGGUGAUAUUUUGGAGGUGAAAUGAUGUAGUCAUUACACAUUUUAAUGAUAUAAACAUGAUUGUUAUUUACUGCUUUAAAUGUGUGUAUUACUGUAUAUCGGUGCUUUAUUGUUAAGCUGAAUGUUAAGUAUGAUGUGCAGUGCAGUAAAUGUCCUCUUCUGUUAUCUAUCAUCAAACUCCAGUCAUUCCAACAUUGAAUUAACUAUUUCAUAUUGCAUUCACCUGCAUCCUCUUUGUGAGAGGAUUUAAUUCACUUUAAAAUAAUGAUUUAUUUUUUGUGGGUUCGAAAUAUUUUUUAUUGCGAAAGAACUC
Lymnaea stagnalis (great pond snail) is the source of this 6196-nucleotide messenger RNA. The record is from the annotation of a GenBank genome assembly. NCBI's taxonomy places the organism in Eukaryota, Metazoa, Mollusca, Gastropoda, Lymnaeidae.